AUGGCUGGUGCCAUUGAGUCUGAAAGCUUUAAGGAGGAACAGCUUCUUAAUAAGAGAGAAACUAUGACCUGGAAGCCCAGAAAAGGUAAGCCUGAAAUGUUAGGGCAAAACAAAGUAGAAUGUUUGCUGAAGAAUAUGCCAAAUGUUCCUGAUAGUGAGUCUGAAGAAAGUGAAUUCUCUGAUACCUCUCACAAUGAAAAUGGUAUCGGCGGCUCUCCUGCUCACUGUGUUCAUGCACAUGCUGACCUGGAAGACUUGGAUGAAGAAGUCUCCACCAUGUCUGUAGCUGUAACUUCUCCAGAGCUGCAAACUGCUGCUGUGCACGACGUGGAGGACUGGGAUAAAGAGCUGGAGGAUUAUAAUCCUUAUGAUGCUGGCGAUUUCCACUGUGGAAGCUUUCAGGAAAAUAAUCCUUUGGCCUCAUACUCAUGGCAGGAGGAUUCGUUUUACAACCCAGGCUGUCAUCAUGCAGCUUCCCUUGCUUUUACACCACCAUUUAGAAUGACUGAGACUGGCCAGUUUGAUGAUGCUGAUGAAUGA
Strigops habroptila (Kakapo) is the source of this 540-nucleotide messenger RNA. It is a transcript of the gene COPRS, whose product is annotated as coordinator of PRMT5 and differentiation stimulator. The transcript is spliced from 3 exons. The coding region runs from base 1 to 540 and encodes 179 amino acids. Gene Ontology annotation, molecular function: histone binding. The record is from RefSeq and is a predicted model, not a curated record. Lineage: Eukaryota; Metazoa; Chordata; Aves; Psittaciformes; Psittacidae. Gene Ontology annotation, cellular component: nucleus.